Bicyclus anynana (squinting bush brown) is the source of this 1620-nucleotide messenger RNA. RefSeq lists its product as uncharacterized. Gene Ontology annotation, biological process: regulation of transcription by RNA polymerase II. NCBI's taxonomy places the organism in Eukaryota, Metazoa, Arthropoda, Insecta, Lepidoptera, Nymphalidae. The record is from RefSeq and is a predicted model, not a curated record. The coding region runs from base 41 to 691 and encodes 216 amino acids. The transcript has 3 exons. Gene Ontology annotation, cellular component: nucleus; transcription regulator complex.
CGCAGUCGUCUCCCGCCCGUCCCGCGCACACAACGAUACGAUGCCGUUGCCCUUUAACAAGACUUUAGAUUUGACAUUAAUGAAAUUAGUUGAAGAAAACCCCAUAAUUUACAACUCGAAACACCCUAAAUACUUAGAUUUUGAUACCAGAGAGGUUAUUUGGCAGAAGAUCGGCGAUAUUUUGAACCGACCAGCCCAAGUGGCAAAACAUCGAUGGAUAAACAUACGGGACAUGAUGCGGCGCAAGAUAAGAGACCGCCAACGCAACCCCGGCCACCGCAGUUACAGGUACAAGUACGAGACGGAGUUGUCCUUCAUGCUGCCGUACUACAAGGAAUCCUCGCAGAACUCUAACGACGAAUACAGUGACUUCUUCGACGACAGCGCUUGCGAUGUUGACCUACCGACAGUGUUCGUCGACCCAACAGAGCAGCUCACACGACAGGACGUCAAACCCAACAUAACAUACAAGAAACACGAAGAUUACAACGAAACCAGGAACGAAUUCCAGGAAUUGAACCCAACGGACCCUAUUGAUGUGUUUUUAAUAACAAUAGGUUCAACUCUGAGGAAGUUCAGUCCGUAUCACUUGAACCAGGCGAAGAGUAAGAUAUUUCAAGUGGUUCAAGAUUACGAGUUGCAGCAAAUAGUUGAUAAGGACCAGCCAACCAGUAGUGAUACUUUGAGAUAGUAGGUAAUAGUUUUAUGAGUAGGUACCUAGUAGAAAAACAUCAAUCUAUAGGUACUGAUAUUCUGAAGAGGUAAAGUUCGUGUUAAAGAAUAUUUUGCCAUAUCUUUGAAAUAUGACCAAUAUUCCCAUUUCUUUUCUCGUCUUUGAUUAUAUAAUCCUAUAUAUAAUCAAAGGAGGUACCUAUAGUGGGAGCAUUGGCUGACACUAUCAGCCUUUAUAAAAUAGGGUAGAUCUCGAGUAUUGCAGGCUAUUAUAUGUAUUAUAUUAUAUUAUAUGUAUUAAAUAUUUCAGAAAGACACCAAUAAAGUUGUACGACUUUAAUAUGUUACAAAUGUAGUAUAAUAAGUAUUAUUUUUAUUUAUUUAUCGAGGUAACUCAAAAAACUCCUUAUUAUUUAUAUUAAACUAGCGGACGCCCGCGACUUCGUCCGCAUGAAACUCGAUGUAAUCUUUCAACUACCCCUACCCUACCACUACCCUAACUUACCCCUACUCUACCCUACCCUACUCCUACCCUACCCCUACCUUACUCCUUCAUUCAUACGUCAUUACAUAUCUGUCAUUAUACGUCAAUUACAUAGCUUUCAUUUGCGUUUUGCGUUUCAUGUCAAGUCACACGGUAAUGCUGUAAAAAAAAGUAAAAAGUAUCCUAUGUCCUUCUCCUGGCUCUAAACUACCUCCCUGCCAAUUUUCAGCUAAAUCGGUUCAGCCGUUCUUGAGUUAUAAGUGGAGUAACUAACACGACUUUCUUUUAUAUACAUAUAUAUAGAUGAAUUUUAAUUUUCAUUGAGAUCAAAAUAUGUGGGUAUUGGGUAUAUAUAUCUUUCUAAAUUAAAUUAGUCUUAGUUUAGUGAAAAGGGCAAGAAUGGAAAAACAUUUAUUAAUAUUAAGGUUUGUAAUAAAGAUUUUAUUAAAAAUAUUACAAAAUUA